Molecule: messenger RNA, 1203 nt
Organism: Neurospora tetrasperma FGSC 2508
Lineage: Eukaryota; Fungi; Ascomycota; Sordariomycetes; Sordariales; Sordariaceae
Exons: 2
Coding region: 36-1088 (350 amino acids)
Biological process (GO): pectin catabolic process
Molecular function (GO): glucosidase activity
Source: RefSeq, a predicted model, not a curated record
CAGGACCACAGGUUUUCCCCCGUUGAAUAUUCGCCAUGCUUCUUUCAGCAUUGUCGGCCGUCCUCGGCCUUGCAGGCUCAGCGGCUGCUGCCCUGACCUAUAAAGGAGUCGACUGGUCGUCUGUACCUGUUGAAGAGAAGGCUGGCGUCUCUUACAAGAACGUGAACGGUGCUGCCCAGUCCAUUGAGCACAUUUUCCGAGACAGCGGUGUCAACACGGUCCGCCAACGGGUGUGGGUGAAUCCCUCCGGGGGCACGUACAACCUGGCCUAUAACAUCAACCUGGCCAAGAGGGCGAAGAACGCUGGGCUGGGUGUUUAUAUCGACUUUCAUUUCAGCGACACUUGGGCAGACCCCGCGCACCAAGCGAUUCCUUCCGGAUGGCCGACCGCCAUUGACGACCUGGCCUGGAAGCUAUACAACUACACAUUCGAUGCGUCGAACCAGUUCCAUGAUAAUGGUGUGCAACCGACCAUUAUUUCUAUCGGCAAUGAGAUCACCGGCGGUUUGCUUUGGCCGACGGGAGGCACUUCUUCGUGGUAUAACAUCGCGCGCUUGCUGCACUCAGCGUCUGCCGGUAUCAGGGACUCGAGGCUGAACCCCAAGCCCAAAAUCAUGAUCCAUCUUGACAACGGAUGGAACUGGGACACCCAGAACUGGUGGUAUACAAAUGUGUUGAAGCAAGGGCCUUUGGUGUCUUCCGACUUUGACAUGAUGGGAGUCUCGUUCUAUCCCUUUUACACGCCCUCGGCGACUCUGUCGUCCUUGAAGUCAAGCUUGACAAACAUGGCCAACAGAUGGGGCAAAGAGCUCGUCGUUGCUGAGACCGACUGGCCAAGCUCAUGCCCAAACCCGGCAUAUGCGUUCCCGUCAGACGCCAAGAACAUCCCCUUCAACGCCGCCGGCCAGUCGCAGUGGAUCAAGGCCGUGGCAGACGUGGUAGCUUCUGUGCCCAGGGGCAAGGGACUGUUCUAUUGGGAACCCGCUUGGAUUCACAAUGCCAACUUGGGCUCAUCGUGUGCGAGUAACUCCAUGUUCUCGAACUCGGGGCAGGCCUUGUCCAGUCUGUCAGUGUUCCAUAACAUCUGAAGAGGAGCGGCUGAAGUUGAGAGAGGAUAGGAGGGAGGGGAACUCAGGUCCGGCGGAUAUCCAGACUAGGGUGGUAGAUAAGAUAAGAAGCACAAUGUGACCUUAGUACAAAGUU